Messenger RNA from Propithecus coquereli (Coquerel's sifaka), 1429 nucleotides. It is a transcript of the gene LIPH, whose product is annotated as lipase, member H. The transcript has 9 exons. The coding region runs from base 249 to 1304 and encodes 351 amino acids. Gene Ontology annotation, molecular function: lipase activity. Gene Ontology annotation, biological process: lipid metabolic process. The record is from RefSeq and is a predicted model, not a curated record. Lineage: Eukaryota; Metazoa; Chordata; Mammalia; Primates; Indriidae.
CAGAUGAAGCAUGUUCUUCAUUCACCAGACUGAGCUUUCACAGUGCUGUGGUUGGUACGGAACUAAACGUGAAGUUGUUGCUGUACACAAGGAAAAACCUGACCUGCGCACAAACCGUCAACUCCACAGCUUUUGGGAACUUGAAUGUGACCAAGAAAACCACCUUCAUUGUCCAUGGAUUUAGGCUAACAGGCUCCCCUCCAGUUUGGAUAGGGGACUUAGUAGACGGUUUGCUCUUUGUAGAAGACAUGAACGUGGUUGUCGUUGAUUGGAAUCGAGGAGCUACAACUGUAAUAUACACCCACGCAGCUAGCAAGACCAAAAAAGUAGCUGUAGUCUUGAAGGAAUUUAUUGACCAGAUGUUGGCAAAAGGAGCUUCUCUUGACAACAUUUACAUGAUUGGAGUAAGUCUAGGAGCCCACAUAUCUGGGUUUGUUGGAGAGAUGUACGACGGGCAGCUGGGGAGAAUUACAGGUCUCGACCCUGCGGGCCCUUUAUUCACCGGCAGUCCUCCCCAGGAUAGAUUGGAUCCCAGUGAUGCCCAGUUCGUUGACGUCAUCCAUUCCGACAUUGAUGCACUGGGCUACAGAGAACCAUUAGGAAACAUAGACUUCUACCCAAAUGGAGGAUCAGAUCAACCUGGUUGCCCCAAAACAAUAUUUGGAGGAUUCCAGUAUUUUAAAUGUGACCACCAGAGGUCUGUGUACCUGUACCUGUCUUCCUUGACAGAGGACUGCACUAUCACUGCUUAUCCCUGUGACUCCUACCGGGAUUAUAGGAGCGGCAAGUGUGUCAGUUGCCUCACACCACAAAAGGAGUCCUGUCCCCUCCUGGGCUAUUAUGCUGAUCAUUGGAAAGACUAUUUAAAGGAGAAAGAUCCCCCAAUGACUAAGGCAUUCUUUGACACAGCUGAGGAGAAGCCAUUCUGCAUGUAUCAUUACUUUGUGGAUAUUCUAACUUGGAACAAGAACAUAAGAAGAGGGGACAUUACAAUCAAAUUGAGAGACAAAGCUGGAAACACCACAGAAUCCAAAAUCAAUCAUGAACCUGCCACAUUUCAGAAAUAUCACCAGGUGAGUCUACUUGCAAGAUUUAACCAAGAUCUGGAUAAAGUGGCAGCAAUAUCCUUGAUGUUCUCUACAGGAUCUGUAGUAGGCCCCAAGUACAAACUCAGGAUUCUGCGAAUGAAGUUGAGGUCCCUGGCCCAUCCAGAAAGGCCCCAGUUGUGCCGGUAUGAUCUCGUCCUGACGGAAAACGUUGAAACAGUGUUCCAACCUAUUCUUUGCCCAAAGCUGCAGAUGUAACCGUUGCCAGGACACGUGGGCACCAGUAAUACCAAGAAAGCUGCCACUACAGGCUGUUUUAAAGCUUCACCUCACCUUAUCAUCAAGGCUCAAAAAGUACAGAAAAACCAAGGCUUUUUUCAGUA